AUGUUUGUUCUGGGUGCUACAGCCUUCUUCUCUGAGCUGGUGGUGAGCAUCCUGGCUCAGAACAGGUCUAUCUCCUACCCUACAUGCUACCUCCAGGCUCUGCUCAUCCACCUGUACGGAGCUGGCUCCUUAACUAUCCUGACUGCCAUGGCUUAUGACAGGUAUAUCUGCUGUCCAAGAAAGCGAAGAUAUUUUUUGAGUCACAAUAACUUGAUGAAAAUCAUAAUUUUCAUGUGGCUCUUGGUCAUUACACUGACUGUGGUUCUGCUGGCUCUAGUCACUCACUUCAAAAUCUGCAGAACGACAAUAGUGGAUAUGUUUUGUAACAAUCCGUCAUUGGUGAGGCUCAUUUGUGAUGACACACGUAUAAACAACUACUAUGGGUUGUUUAUAACAGCCAUCUUUCAGGAUGUAACGUUGAUAGUGGUUAUAUUUACAUAUAUCCAGAUCCUGCUCACCUAUGUUAUGAAUAAGUCGUCUGAUGCCCGGAGCAAGGCCAUUCAGACAUGUGGUACACAUCUUGUAGUGUUGUUAUUCUUAGAGUUCAACAACUGCUUUAGCUCAUCGAUUUUAGCAUCGAUCAGCUCCUUCUCUGAGAAGGGCUUUGUAGUAUCAGUUAUAAUACAUGGGCUUUAG
Coregonus clupeaformis (lake whitefish) is the source of this 636-nucleotide messenger RNA. RefSeq names its product olfactory receptor 7G2-like. Gene Ontology annotation, cellular component: membrane. The transcript is spliced from 3 exons. NCBI's taxonomy places the organism in Eukaryota, Metazoa, Chordata, Actinopteri, Salmoniformes, Salmonidae. Gene Ontology annotation, molecular function: olfactory receptor activity. The coding region runs from base 1 to 636 and encodes 211 amino acids. Gene Ontology annotation, biological process: G protein-coupled receptor signaling pathway. The record is from RefSeq and is a predicted model, not a curated record.